Dovyalis caffra is the source of this 1494-nucleotide messenger RNA. The record is from the annotation of a GenBank genome assembly. Lineage: Eukaryota; Viridiplantae; Streptophyta; Magnoliopsida; Malpighiales; Salicaceae.
AUGGAACCGCCAAAUCAAAACGACGACGAUGAUUCUUUCUUCGACGCGCUCGACGAUUUCCCCUUUCACGAUUGCACAGUCACCGACCAAUUCGCUAAUUCAACGUCAACCUCCACUCUCUCCAAACCUACUUCAUCUCCGGUCUCCAUUCCCCGGCGCCGUUCAAUUUCUCGCCGUGGAAUCAAAGACUCCACUGCAGAUUUCUCUUCGAUCAGUUCAGAUACCGUAAUAAUUGAUGACACCGAAACGAGGAGUAGAGAGAGAAGGCUUAAAAUUUAUUGCGAUUUGAAGGGAAAUGAAAAGAAUUUGGAGGGCGCUGAGUCAGCACGGUCGAUUCCUUACCAAGUUGACUCAUCAGCGGUGGGAGGUGUUGGGGAGGAGGCAAAGAAGGAGGAAUCGACGGUGACGACAGCGAAUGUCGACCGAGUUAGUGACUCGGUCGACUCAGCGGGUGAACUCGGCGAGUCGACAAAUUUGCUUGUGUUUAUAGCUGGGUUGGUGAUUAAGGCAAUUGGAUUCCAAGUUAAUUUAUUUGUUUAUUUUAUCACAUUUCCGUUGUGGGCUUUCUAUUAUUCUUAUAUGCUAGCUGUUGAUCCAUUUGGAGCUAUAAGGCGGGGUAAAGGAUUUAUUGUUCGAAAGUUGGUUUCUUUGCGGAAUCUGAUUGGUGGGAUUUUUGGUUCGUUUAUAGAUGAUUGGUUAAAGGAACAUAAAACAAUAUGGAAGCUUUUGAUGCAGUUUGGGUGGGGUUUGUUUUGGUCAUGUUAUGUUUGUGUCAUUUUGUGUGGAUUAUUGGUGUUCUCAGUUAUGCUUAGUGGGUGGUUAAUGAGAUAUUUUGUGGAAGAACCGAUACAAAUAAGGCAGGAUUUGAAUUUUGAUUAUACGAAGAACAGUCCGGUUGCAUUUGUGCCUGUAAAAUUUUGUGGUGGUGUUGCUUGUGGUGUAAAUUGUAAGGAGAAUAUUGGAGAUGUCAAGAGCUUAAAGACCCGGGUUAUACCGCCUAAUCACAAGCUGCAAGUUUCUGUUUUGUUGACACUGCCAGAGUCAGAUUAUAACAGAAAUCUUGGGGUUUUUCAGAUCCGUGUGGACUUCCUCUCUGCUGAUGGAAAAACCCUUGCCAGCAAAAGUCAUCCAUGCAUUUUAAAAUUCAAAAGCGAGCCUAUCCGCAUUUUAUUGACUUUUCUUAAGAUUGCACCACUUGUUGCUGGUUACAUAUCGGAAUCCCAGACUUUGGCAUUGAAGAUAAAAGGUUUUACUGAAGGCUAUGUACCUACUUCCUGCUUGAAGGUGAUAAUUGAACAACGAGCUGAAUACAGGCCUGGAGCUGGUAUCCCUGAAAUAUAUGAUGCGUCUAGGAUUACGUCAGGAAAUGCUUUGGGAAGAUCAAAUAAGAAAUUCAAAGCGAAAUCCAAAUUCUCAAAAGAAAUGGAAAUUGGAAUACGUCAUUGCAUCCUGGAUUUCAUGAAUGGUGGCGGGAGGAUUAUCUCUCGUGACUAA